CAGCUGAUCAUCGCUGUUCCCCUCGCCGAGAGCCUCUUGUCGUCUAUAUAAACACUGGCAAUCCCCAGAGUUUGGAACUUGAUUUCCUUCUCUUCAGCAACACCCUCACAGUCAAGAGAAAUACAGUGCAAAUCAAACCCACAACAAAACCUCAUCACCACAACACCAGUUGUUCCCCACCGCAAUGGAUACCAUCAAGAACACCGUUGACUACGUCAAGGAGUCCAUCUCCGGCGCCGGCGCCACUGCCUCCAAGGAGGCCAACAAGAAUGUCGCCAAAGACAGCAAUGCCGACAUCACCACUCGUGCUCAGGCAGCCGGCGAUGCCCUCUCAGACAAGCUUGAUGAGCAGAAACACGACCGCAAGGCCGAUGUCCACAAGGAGGCCGCCAAGCACUAGAUUCUCGCAGACAAGAGAGCAUGAUGAGAUACGAAUCAAUUGGAGCUAGGAGGAAAGCACAAGCGGACGUCGAGAUACCCCAACAGGCCUCGAACCGAGGCAUGAAAUGGUCAACCACUUAGCAUCCUCAAAUAGUUUGAAUGGACAAUAUGUUAACACAAGA
Messenger RNA from Cladophialophora immunda, 563 nucleotides. RefSeq lists its product as uncharacterized. The transcript is spliced from 2 exons. Bases 185 to 400 code for a protein of 71 amino acids. The record is from RefSeq and is a predicted model, not a curated record. Lineage: Eukaryota; Fungi; Ascomycota; Eurotiomycetes; Chaetothyriales; Herpotrichiellaceae.